Molecule: messenger RNA, 722 nt
Organism: Rosa rugosa (rugosa rose)
Lineage: Eukaryota; Viridiplantae; Streptophyta; Magnoliopsida; Rosales; Rosaceae
Exons: 1
Coding region: 56-589 (177 amino acids)
Source: RefSeq, a predicted model, not a curated record
GUUCACAUUUCCUGAGUUUUCCUAAGAAACUAACUAAAUAAGCAGUAGCAACAACAUGAGGACUGCAAGCAAAGCAAAGAAGCAAAGCAAGUUGAUGCGCUUUAUUUCUACACCCAUUAGGACCUUAACAAAGGCCAAGAACUUCUACAUGAGGAACCUCGAAGAUUGUGCAGGUAAGGUGGGUUAUGGUGGUGCAGGUGUCAGUGGUUACACCGCUUCGAACGUUCACUUGCCUAGGAGCUUUAGUGUCAACUCUUCAAAUUCAAAUGGUGAUAAGGAUUUGAAGCAGCUACGCAGAUUAACCGUUUCGACAAAAAAGAACAACGAUGUGAAGAAAGAUGGUAACAGAGAAGCUGGAGGUUCCGACACGCAGAGAAGGCCGAUUGUUAGAGAACGUCCCAUUGUCAAACAACGCACAAUGAAUAGUGGGAUGGGCAUGAGGAGUUAUAGUGUUGGCUUGAAAAUGGGAAGGAUUGAUGAAGAAAUAGCUUCUACUUUUGAGGAAGAUGAUGAAGUCGAUGUCAAGGCGGAUCUGUAUUCAAGAAGCAGAAGUUAUGCUGUUAAAAAUAGAAAUGCUGGGUUUGUAUAAAUGUAAAAAUGUAUACGAUAGGGAAGAAAUGGUGUGGGAUUUUGAACCUAUUCGAUCUCUCUACCAACUCCGUUGUUUAUUUGUUACUAGCUCUUUAUUCAUUGAGAAACGAUACAUGCAAUAUUUGACAAAA